AGAAAAAAAAAAGAUUCUAAUCCAAACUUUAUAUAUAUUAUAUAUUUGAUUAAUUGAAUUUUGGUUGGUGAUUAAGGCGAAGUUCCAUAAAAACCCCAGCCUUCUUUGAAAUAUCAUGAACAGUUCCUGUAUAGAUGAGCAUAAUAAAACAUUUAGUCGAUGGUUGAAAAAUACUAUUCUAGCAAGGUUGGGAGAAGAAAACCAUGAAGUGUCAACAGAGUUAAAACGCAUAUCAUUUGGACCAAGUGUUCAUGUAAUAAAGCACCAUGCUUACAUUGUUGGAGGAAAAAGAUUUCACACAAAGUCAAGAGAUGAUGCUCGAAUGGUUCAAAAUAGUGGAGUAAGUAUUGUGGCAGAAGCAAUGCAUUUCGCUAGUGCAAAAGACAAUAAUCCAGUUGCUGGUACUAUGACAUAUUAUGGGGUUGUUGAAGAAAUAUGGGAGCUUGAUUAUUCCUUAUUUCAAAUUCCUCUGCUCAAGUGUUCUUGGGUGGACAACAAUGUUGGGUUAGAAUAUAUGAACUUGGAUUCACUUUGGUUGAUUUAAGUAAGAAAGGUCACAAGAAUGAUCCUUUCAUCAUGGCUACCCAAGCAAAACAAGUGUUUUACAUAACUGAUCCUGCUGAUGAUAAAUGGUCAGUUGUUUUACAAACCCCGGAAAGGCAGUUUAUAGAAGAUGAAAAUGAUGAUUUGUUUCAUGACAAUUUUAUUGUUGGACAACCAAUACAUGAGCAAGUUGAGCAAAUCCAUGAUUUCAAUGAAGAUGAUGAUGAUGGGGAAUACAUUAGAAAUGAUAUUAGAGACGGAAUAUGGGUAGAUUGUGGAUCAACCAAGAAAAGAAAAAGGAAAAGAAAAUGUGUCCAAUGACAAUUUCUGAAGGGGAGAACACACCAAAUAGGCGAGGCCCAACAAAGAAGAACAAUAUCAAUAAUCAAAAAGCUAAGGGAAUAAAGAGAAAUGUUCAGUUUAAUGAUAAAGGUCAACCUAUAGGGAAAGCAUAUAGUGAGAUGCAAUCGUACCUUGGAGUUAAAACUGGGAGAACGGUCUCUCUCAAUUAUAAGGAUUGGAGACAAGUCCCACAAGAAUUGAAGAAUAGAAUAUGGGAGGAUGUAUAUGGUGCCUUUAACAUUCCAGAAAAUUGGAAACCAGAAUUAAUUAAAUGUGUGGGAAGAAUGAUGAGAGAUUUUAAGACCAACAUCACUAGUGACUACAUCUACCCUUUGGCAGAAGACGGUCUGAUAGAUGAACUCCAAAUCCCUCCUAAGAAAUAUCCAGAACUUGACCUAGAAGAUUGGAGGACAUUUGUUAGCCACCGUUUAUCUCCUGAGUUUAUGGCUUUGCGGGAAUCACAACGUGAAAGAGCUCUCAAAUAUACUUCGAGGCAUCGUACAUCUCGUAGAGGGCUUGCCAAUGUUAGAGAGGACUUGAAAACUGAACUAGGUGUGGCAGAUGUAGAACGGUACCAAGUUUGGAUAAGAGCACGAGAAAAGAAGAAGGUUCUUGUCACAAAUUUGGACAAACAAAUUGAAGCAAGAAUUAAUGAGCUGAAAGAAAAAGUUAGUAGUGGAGAAAUCAUUGCAAAGGGUCGGAAUGACAUAUUAACGCAAGCUUUAGGGACACCUGAGCAUCCAGGGCGUGUUAGAGCACUUGGGUCGUUUGCGAAGAUUUCGUCCGUCUUUGGAAGAAAACCAAAAAUAGCAACAGAAAUGGCUGAUGUUGUUAGUAAGAAAGAUGCAGAAAUUGCGAGGCUCAGAGCAGAACUUAAAGCUUUAGAGGAGGAAAAGGCUAAACAAGCAAGUGGGAUAGAUGAUAUGGAUGAACACGACAACGAUGACGAGCAGAACGACGAAGAAUAUCACACACCAUACAUGCAAGAUGAUGUUGGGGUUUUAUGCCCUAAUUAAAACCCAAAUUCUUUGUAAUCUCAUUUUAUUAUCAAUAAAAGAAUAGAAAUCAUUUUUUGACUUGGU
This is a messenger RNA of Humulus lupulus (European hop), 1967 nucleotides long. RefSeq lists its product as uncharacterized. The record is from RefSeq and is a predicted model, not a curated record. Bases 807 to 1901 code for a protein of 364 amino acids. NCBI's taxonomy places the organism in Eukaryota, Viridiplantae, Streptophyta, Magnoliopsida, Rosales, Cannabaceae. The transcript has 7 exons.